Molecule: messenger RNA, 984 nt
Organism: Apodemus sylvaticus (European woodmouse)
Lineage: Eukaryota; Metazoa; Chordata; Mammalia; Rodentia; Muridae
Gene: Clvs2
Product: clavesin 2
Exons: 5
Coding region: 1-984 (327 amino acids)
Cellular component (GO): membrane
Molecular function (GO): phosphatidylinositol bisphosphate binding
Source: RefSeq, a predicted model, not a curated record
AUGACUCAUUUGCAAGCUGGUCUCUCUCCUGAGACCUUGGAGAAAGCUCGCCUGGAACUCAAUGAGAACCCAGACACUCUGCACCAGGACAUCCAAGAAGUAAGGGACAUGGUCAUCACUAGGCCGGACAUUGGCUUUCUGCGCACAGAUGAUGCUUUCAUUCUACGGUUCUUGAGGGCCAGGAAAUUUCAUCACUUUGAAGCUUUCCGCCUCUUGGCCCAAUACUUUGAGUAUCGGCAGCAGAACCUGGAUAUGUUCAAAAGCUUCAAGGCCACUGACCCUGGCAUCAAGCAGGCACUGAAGGAUGGCUUUCCUGGGGGCCUGGCCAAUCUGGACCAUUAUGGGAGGAAGAUUCUAGUCCUUUUUGCUGCCAACUGGGAUCAGAGCAGGUACACACUGGUGGAUAUUUUGCGUGCCAUCUUACUUUCUUUAGAAGCCAUGAUUGAAGAUCCAGAGCUUCAAGUAAAUGGAUUUGUUUUGAUCAUAGACUGGAGUAACUUUACCUUUAAGCAAGCUUCUAAGCUUACACCAAGCAUGCUGCGGCUUGCAAUUGAAGGUCUACAGGACAGCUUCCCCGCAAGAUUUGGAGGAAUUCAUUUUGUCAAUCAACCUUGGUAUAUCCAUGCCUUGUACACUGUGAUACGCCCAUUUCUGAAAGAGAAGACUCGGAAAAGGAUAUUUUUACAUGGUAACAACCUGAACAGUCUACACCAACUAAUUCAUCCUGAGAUACUACCUUCUGAGUUUGGAGGAAUGCUGCCCCCAUAUGACAUGGGGACGUGGGCACGAACCCUGCUAGACCAUGAGUAUGAUGAUGACAGUGAGUACAACGUGGAUUCCUAUAGCAUGCCGGUGAAGGAAGUGGACAAGGAACUCUCCCCCAAAUCCAUGAAGAGAUCUCAGUCAGUAGUGGACCCUACAGUACUGAAACGCAAGGAUAAAAGUGAAGAAGAAAACAUGCAGCCUUUACUUUCUCUGGAUUGA